AGUUGUGGCUCAUAAAUCCAGGCAAGGAGUGAGGAUCCAGCUUUCCACUCAUUGCUGGGGUGUUUAUUUUAAGACUUCAAGGAGAAGUAGAAACAGCAGAGUUUCCUGACUUGGAAACUCGGACCAUCCGGGAGCAGCGGCCCGCGGGAGGGCUGUGGGGUGGGAGCCCUGGGUCCUGCCCUUUCCUCCAAGGCAGAGCAGCUGCUUUGUGCCCCUGUGGAGCUCCUGAGGAAGGGAAUGCCGGCAGGACUGUGCUGGUCCCUGUGCUGGUGAUGGGACUUUCCAUGCCCCUCUGCAGGCAGAAAAGAUGCCCAGGAACACCUGGAGCGGGCUGAGAGCCCCAGGGCAGGGCUGGACGCUGAACGCCCCGACAGCACCGGGUGUUGCUGAGCUCAGCUCUGCAGAGCCACACACCCAAACCCUCCUGGUGACAAAAGGCCGUGGUUUUCCAUCGCCACACAAAGCUGGUGGCCAGCGGUGGCUUCCGGAGCCCUGGGAGCGGCAGUGCCGGGCAGGGAGCUGGGGAGCAGCGAGGGCUGCCCGCCUGGAACAAAAGCUGCCUUACAGGGAACUUCCACAUGUGACAGCAGCCUGGGCUGUUUUAACUCAGAGAUGUGCCAGGUGCCAGCUGGGACAGGAGACUUGGAGGACCAGAUUUUCUUUGUUUUACACCAUGGAAGAAAACUUUUUCCUCACUCCCCAUGAGGAUCACAUCCAAAGGGGAACCAGCCCCAGACCUCUCCACAGAGCCACUCGCCCCAAAUUAGGGACAGAACUGGACCUGAGCAGCUCUUUACAGCUCAGUCUCUGCUCCUGCUCUGGCACUGAAGGUGAGGACAGCACUGCCCUGACUGAGAAGCUCCAUCCCUUCUGCCUCUCCUCCUGCUCCAGCCAUGCACCCACAGAUCUGCAGAGCCAAAGGUGGGUGUCUGGGCUAAGCCACGGUGAGCUGGUGAUGGGACAGCAGGAGGAAGGCCAAAAUUACCCAAAGGAAAGCACUAUUUGCUCUCUGGGAGGUGGCACUGCCCUGCCAGGUGCUCCAGGCUGGGUGAGUAGAGGAUCCCAGAGAAAUUCCCUCCCCAGUGCUGCCGCAGCUGAGGCACCUAAUGAGAUCUCCUCGCCUGUGCAUGCUAUAUUAGGGUUUCCAUGGAUAUGGUGUCACAAACACUGGGCUGUGGCUUUGUUAUAUAAACAGGAGAGAUUGCCACAAAUACCCAAAAUAUCUGAAAAGGACAGGAAGAGACAAAAGCGUUCUCUGGGUGUGUUUAUAAAGCGUUGUGUGAUCCAGGGGAUAGUGCCAGUGGGAGGUGGGAGAGGUUUGAGUGAGCUUUGGGAAGUGGAGUUUAUCUGAGGGGUGGUCUCUGACUCAGGAGCUCUGGAGAGUCACUCUGAUCUUCAAUGGGAUGUUUUUAAAUGAACAAAAAGGUGCUGCUGGCUGGGCUGUUCCUGCUCUGCUCGUGCCUGAGGGCUGGGCUCCUGCAGCUCCUGGUGUGACUGGCAUCCUUCUCCAUCCUCACUGAGCCUCACACAGAUCUUGGUCACCCCUGUUCCUGCCAUAUGCAAGGAAAUCCUGCUUCCUGCUGGGACCAGGGCUGGUGAUGGUGGUGGGGACACACAGGCAUCAACUCUCCCAGGACUGCCCACUCCUGACCCUGCUCUGCAGGACCAGCUCAUUUUUUACCAUUUCAGGUGCAAAAAGUCCCUUUUGUACAGUUGAAAAGAUCGUGUAAUGUGAGGGAAAAGCUGCUCUAGAAGGGAGGUGGGAUGUAAGGGACACAGAGACAUCAGGGUGGCUAAAAUUGUAUUGCACUCCCACUCCCCUGCCAAUAACAACACCAGAAAUAAAGUGGCUUUGCAAUAACCAUCUCCACGCAUUGGAACACAGAUUCACGUGUCCCCGCAAAAGAUGCUCCAGGCAGGAUCAACUCUGCUCCAGCCUCGCUCUGCAGGAGAGGCAUGGGAAGCUUGGCCCAGUCCUCCCAGUGGUGAUGACUGUUCCCCCAGCAGGUGCAACCCCAAGCUCCCACUAUCCACCAGUGCCUCCCUUUUCCGACCCUCCAUGUUCACCUGUGGUGACAUUCCCAGCCCAUGGC
Vidua macroura (Pin-tailed whydah) is the source of this 2093-nucleotide messenger RNA. RefSeq lists its product as uncharacterized. Lineage: Eukaryota; Metazoa; Chordata; Aves; Passeriformes; Viduidae. The record is from RefSeq and is a predicted model, not a curated record. The coding region runs from base 308 to 1351 and encodes 347 amino acids. The transcript is spliced from 3 exons.